Molecule: messenger RNA, 1519 nt
Organism: Rhododendron vialii
Lineage: Eukaryota; Viridiplantae; Streptophyta; Magnoliopsida; Ericales; Ericaceae
Product: chalcone synthase
Exons: 2
Coding region: 126-1295 (389 amino acids)
Biological process (GO): polyketide biosynthetic process
Molecular function (GO): acyltransferase activity, transferring groups other than amino-acyl groups
Source: RefSeq, a predicted model, not a curated record
ACACACCUUACCUUCAUUUUAUCUCACUUAACUCGAUCUCCAAUCAAACUCGAUCCUAGCUAAGCUACCACUUUUCACUCCCUCACGAAAACUAUCAGGCCACCGGAAAACUCUUUCCGGCGAACAUGGUGACGGUCGAGGAAGUCCGGAAAGCGAUGAGGGCCGAGGGACCGGCCACGGUCAUGGCCAUCGGGACUGCGACCCCUCCGUUCUGCGUCGAGCAGAGCACGUAUCCCGAUUACUACUUCCGUAUCACCAACAGCGAGCACAAGACCGAGUUGAAGGAGAAGUUCCAGCGCAUGUGCGACAAAUCCAUGAUCAAGAAGAGGUACAUGUACUUGACAGAGGAAAUCUUGAAGGAGAAUCCCAACGUGUGCGCCUACAUGGCGCCUUCCCUGGACGCCAGACAGGACAUGGUGGUGGUCGAGAUCCCCAAGCUGGGGAAAGAGGCGGCCGUGAAGGCCAUCAAGGAGUGGGGCCAGCCCAAGUCCAAGAUCACCCACCUUGUCUUCUGCACCACCUCCGGCGUCGACAUGCCCGGGGCCGACUACCAGCUCACCAAGCUCCUUGGCCUCCGCCCCUCCGUCAAGCGCCUCAUGAUGUACCAGCAGGGCUGCUUCGCCGGCGGCACGGUCCUCCGCCUGGCCAAGGACCUGGCGGAGAACAACAAGGGCGCCCGGGUCCUGGUGGUCUGCUCCGAGAUCACCGCCGUCACCUUCCGCGGGCCCAGCGACUCCCACCUCGACAGCCUCGUGGGCCAGGCCCUCUUCGGGGACGGCGCAGCCGCGAUCAUCGUCGGGGCCGACCCAAUCCCCGAGGUCGAGAAGCCCCUUUUCCAGGUGGUCUCCGCGGCCCAAACCAUUCUCCCGGACAGCGAUGGGGCCAUCGACGGGCAUCUCCGCGAGGUGGGCCUGACGUUCCACCUCCUCAAGGACGUCCCCGGGCUCAUUUCAAAGAACAUCGAAAAGAGCCUGGUGGAGGCCUUCCAGCCCUUGGGCAUCUCUGAUUGGAAUUCCCUCUUUUGGAUCGCGCACCCCGGCGGGCCUGCCAUCUUGGACCAGGUGGAGCAAAAGCUAGCCCUCAAGCCCGAAAAGCUGGGGCCCACGAGGCACGUGUUGAGCGAGUACGGGAACAUGUCGAGCGCUUGCGUGCUAUUCAUAUUGGACCAGAUGAGGAAAAAGUCAUUGGAAGACGGGCACAAGACCACCGGUGAGGGGCUCGAGUGGGGCGUUCUCUUUGGGUUCGGGCCUGGGCUUACCGUCGAGACCGUGGUGCUCCAUAGCGUGUCGGCUUAGUGGGCGGUGGUUAGCCUUUUGGGUGUUGUUUAUGGCUUAUGUUUUGAAAUCUGAUGUGUUGUGGGACUAUGGACUGGGCUUUGUUUGAUUCCACAUAAAGGGCUGGUUAGGCCCAUUGUUUUCAAUUCUGAAAUUAAUUAAAAAAGGAUCUUGUUAUGGAAAUGGAAAUAAUUUUCUUUGUGAUAAUAUGAUUAAUCAAGGAAUAUUUUUGGGUGUUACCAAAA